AUGGAAUGGGAGCCAGAUGAGCAAGCAUGGUUGACUUACAUCAAUUUCGAGUUGAGAUAUAAAGAGAUUGACCGAGCGCGUUCAAUCUAUCAGAGAUUCUUACAUGUGCAUGGUACAAAUGUAAAUAAUUGGAUAAAAUAUGCAAGAUUUGAAGAGAAGCAUGGUUAUAUAGGUAACGCUAGAGCGGUUUAUGAGCGCGGAAUGGAAUACUUUGGAGAAGAUAACAUCCAGGAAAAGCUGUUGGUGGCGUUUGCUUUAUUCGAAGAGCGACAGAAAGAACACGAGCGAGCGCGAGUUAUUUACAAGUAUGGGCUGGAUCACCUACCAUCAGAUCGAACAGCAGACAUCUUCAAGCACUAUACUGUACAUGAGAAAAAGUACGGAGAACGAGCUGGUAUAGAGGAUGUCAUUGUUAGCAAGAGGCGGACACAGUACGAGAAGGUAAGCGAUUCUGCCAAAGCACUAAGGACUUUUGAGGACACUAAGGACAGGCUUUUGAACCAAGUUACUGAGAAUGCUUUCAACUACGAUGCAUGGUUCGAUUAUCUGAGGUUGUUAGAGAACGAAGAAUGUCCGAGAGAAGAAGUUGAGGAUUUGUAUGAAAGAGCUAUAGCGAAUAUCCCACCCCAUGACGAAAAACGAUAUUGGAGGCGGUAUAUCUAUUUAUGGAUCAAUUACGCACUUUAUGAAGAGCUUACAGCUCAUGACGUUGACAGGACCAGACAGGUUUAUAAAGCAUGUCUGGACAUCAUUCCACAUAAGAAAUUCACUUUUGCAAAGAUUUGGAUUAUGUUCGCACAUUUUGAAAUUCGACAGAUGGAUCUCGCUGCAGCUAGAAAGAUUUUGGGAGUCUCGAUUGGAAAAUGUCCAAAAGAGAAAUUGUUUCGUUCAUAUAUCGAUCUGGAGUUGCAGUUGCGAGAGUUCGAUAGGUGUCGGAAGCUAUACGAAAAGUUCCUUGAAUACUCAUCCGAAAACAGCAACACUUGGAUCAAGUUCGCUGAGCUUGAGACGCUUCUUGGAGAUGUUGACCGUGCGAGAGCUAUAUUCGACAUCGCUGUGCAGCAGCCUGCUCUGGACAUGCCCGAGGUGGGUUCUUAUGACUUUUAG
This is a messenger RNA of Cylicostephanus goldi, 1107 nucleotides long. Lineage: Eukaryota; Metazoa; Nematoda; Chromadorea; Rhabditida; Strongylidae. The record is from the annotation of a GenBank genome assembly.